Acanthochromis polyacanthus (spiny chromis) is the source of this 3860-nucleotide messenger RNA. RefSeq names its product DENN domain containing 10 (gene dennd10). The record is from RefSeq and is a predicted model, not a curated record. NCBI's taxonomy places the organism in Eukaryota, Metazoa, Chordata, Actinopteri, Pomacentridae. The coding region runs from base 190 to 1245 and encodes 351 amino acids. The transcript has 10 exons. Gene Ontology annotation, biological process: protein transport; regulation of early endosome to late endosome transport. Gene Ontology annotation, cellular component: late endosome. Gene Ontology annotation, molecular function: small GTPase binding; guanyl-nucleotide exchange factor activity.
UGGCUGUGAGCAGGGAGUCUCCUCCCACUGAGUCCCGGAAUAAGGAAGAGAUUUCGCAGAGAGGAAAGUCUGUUGACAGCAGAAAUCACACCCGGAUUACAAACAAGUUUGAACAUUUUUUGUCUAUUGAAUUCACCUCGGAUCGUAUUGUAGUGCUUCGACCUUGCAGGAGCCCUCAAGGUAUGGAAUAUGGCAACGACUGAAACGCAGUUCAUGUUAAGCGUCGGGUUAAUCGAGAAAGAUGUGAAUGGAGACACGCUGUGGGUGUGGUGUUAUCCAUCUGUGGGCUCCGAACUGAGACAAGUCCUGCUCAGUAAGUGCUGUCUGACACAGGAUGGCCGAAAUUUCCACACCUUUGUGUUUGGUCAGUUCUGUCGUACGUGGUACUACAUCACCACAGCGGAGGUGCAGGAACCUACAGCACUGAACAAGGUCACCCAUUUUUCCAUAGUUGUUACAGCAAAAGACUUCAACCCUGAGAAGUAUGCAGCACUCAGCAGAAUACUCUGCAGGAUGUACAUCAAACAUGGCAGUCCAGUGAAGAUGAUGGAAGCCUACAUCGCCGUCCUCACCAAAGGAAUCUGUCAGAGUGAUGAAAACGGCUCGUUUCUCAUUAAGGAUCAUGAUGUUCGGAAAGCGUACUUGGCAGGUUCAAUCAAAGAUGUGGUGUCUCAGUUUGGCAUGGAGACGAUCAUCCUGUACACCGCUCUGAUGCUGAAGAAGAGGAUCGUCGUCCAUCACCCUCGGAUUGAAGCGCUGCUGGAGUUUACGAGAGUUCUGCCGGCGCUGACCUGGCACAGGAAAGACUGGUCCAUCCUGCACCCAUAUGUGCACCUGACUGAUGCUGAGCUGGAGGAUUUAAAGAAAUGUCCUGGAUACAUCGCAGGAUUUGUAGAUCCAGACGUGAGCAACAGAUCGGACUUGUUCGAUGUGUUUGUGAACCUCUCAGACAGUGUCAUCACAGUAUCCCAGAGCGCCAAAGAAGCCAUGGCGAUGGGGAAGUUGCACAAGGAGAUUGGGCAGCUGAUCGUUCAGUCUGCAGAGGAUCCUGAGAGGUCAGACAGUCAGGUCAUUAAGGACAUUUCUGUCAAGACAAAGGAGAUCCUUGCCAACCUGGUUGCCCUGGCUAACGAGUGUGAAGACUCUAAAAUCACUCUAGAAGGUUUAAAGCAGCGUCAUUUCCCUCCGGCCACAGAGAACUUCCUCUUUCAUUUGGCAGCUGCCGAGCAACUCUUACGGAUAUAAACAUGUUUUCAGGUGCUCUACUGCAGGGUGGCAUCAGUGAGCAUCCUCUUCAUUACGGUUUCCUGAAAGCCACUUUCUUACAGAGAUCUUAAUGUGAGGAAAGAAAAGUGUCACUAGCAUCAGGUUUGAUCAAAGUGGCUCUUGUAACAGCAGGACCACAGAACAAGAGGGUAAGCUUGGCAGAAUUCAACAAUUUUAUGGCCAACAAAUUCCAUGAAAAGACCAAAACCAAAUGCAUCCAAAGCCUGAUAGUGUAUCUUCCCUGUGCCAUAGAGCUUCACUGUUUCCAUAAAGUUGCAAAAGCACAAGCAAAUGGCACAUCUGUCAGUGUGAUGAACUGGACUGUGGACAAAAAGAACGAGGGGUGAAGAUCUGACGGAGAACUCGAGGACGCUCCACAUACCAUAGUGACCUGUCAAUCACGAUAGCUCUACCAGAAAGCAUACCGAGUCUGUUUCGCUCUGAACAAGAGCGUGAUUUAUUAUAUUCAUAAAGUCUGAAAACGAGCAACUGAGACGAUAAAGUCACUGGAAAAAUGUUUUCUUGAGUAACAAAUCAAGUGAACAGUAGGUUCAUUUUCUCAUAGGUUUCUAUACAGUCGGACUCCUUUUUACUUUAUCAGGUGCUGCCGCCUGCUGGUCGUUAGAAAGAAUGUAUGUUUAAGGCACUUUCAUAUUCCAUCCACUUCUCAGACCUAUAUUUAAUCUACUUACCAUGUGACUCUCACAUAACGCUGUAAUAAUACACAACUGAAAGUAGUUCCCUACAAAUGCACUACUGGUUGGCUUUUAGGUAGUGUUUUGUGAAGUCCUCGGUGCCCAGCUGUUUAAAGAAGCUACUAAGCCUUUUUAAAAUAUGAAAUGAUCCCUACAUUUUAAAUCCCCUUUUGAUACAUACUGCAGCUUGAAGUACACACAGAUGCAUGCAUACAAUUGGAACAUAGUACUUCGUCAUAACAUUGCACCUUGCUCAUACAUCUGUUGCAAUCUCAGCAGCUCAAGUUUGUUACACCGUGAUAUGACUUCUGUCUGCUGCACAAAGCAUUGUGGGUGAGAAUGGGCAGAAAAGCAUGAGGUCUUGUAUACUGCAAAAUGCGACGGGAUGUCACAGGACAGCCUGGUGUAGCUGGCAUACUGCAUUUGACAUAGUAUGUAUUGGGACACACUAAAUCUUUAUUUGGCAUGCUACAUAGAGUCACCCAUGUAAUGGAUUAAUUUCAAUACCCAGAACUGUUUUCAGUCAUGCUACAGACUUGCUUUGGGCUGACUGCUGCAGACAUAAAGAUGAACGAGUGCAGUGUUGGUUAUGGUCUUUUCAUAGGAUUUGUUGACCAAACUACAAAACAAUGCAAGUGUCAUCCUCUAACAUUUGCAGACAUGGGCAAUAAGGAGCUGCAGUUUUUGUCUGUAAGACUGUGGAGUAAAGACAAAUGAGCUGAUCAGCUGGUACAUCUGCCAGUGUUUUCCAGAUGUUCUCUCCACAGUGCAAACUUCCAAACAUCACAAAUCUUGGAUGAAAUUAGUGAGUGUCCACUGUGAAGAGUCUCACCCUAAUACACCACCGUUCAGAAGUUUGGGGUCACUUAGAAAUGUCCUUAUUUUUGAAGAAAACAUUAAAUUAAUCCUAAAUACAGUCUAGACUUUGUUAAUUUGGUAAAUGACUAUUCUAGCUGGAAACGGCUGAUUUUUAAUGGAAAAUCUACAUAGGGGUACAGAGGAACAUUUCCAGCAACCAUCACUCCUGUGUUCUAAUGCUACAUUGUGUUAGCUAAUGGUGUUGAAAGGCUAACUGAUGAUUAGAAAACUUGUGCAGUUAUGGUAGCACUUGAAUAAAAAUGAGUUUUCAUGUCUGGGUGACCCCAGACUUUUGAACAGCAGUGCAUGUCUGAAAUAACCCAGAUGUGACGAGCACUUACUAUUAAUUAGUUGGUAGAAACUGCGUUGUACGUGGUCAUCGAAUCGCAGCUACAACAGACAUUGCACACAUUUUAUUUUUUGUUUGUUUUUCUAACAGUGUCACAUUUUCUAUUUUACUAAUGACAUUAGUGCCAAACAACUGAAAUACAAGUGAACUGAGUCGUGCCAUGAGGCUUUUUCAAACACACUUUUCUAAAAAGGUUCAGAUGGUUGAUGCUUCCAUAUCCACAUCAAGCUUCACUCACCAGCCUCUUUAAAAGGUGUGAAAUGUACUUCAGUCCAGUGGAACAGCUGUGCCACAAAUUCUACUUCUACCUUACUUUCUUCUUCUUUUUUUUAAAUUCUACUUUAUUAUCGAGGCCAUGGUGGUUGGCAGCGCUUACUGUACUGUAUUACAUUGAAAAGUGUUCCUAAUAUUUUUAAUUUUAUAAGUGUACCUGGUAAAUUGGCCGGUGAGUGUAUGCUGCAUUAUAUGUCUCACUGUUCAGGGUCUGUUUUUAAUUCAGUUAGAUUCCUGUUGAGUCUAUUUUCUGCCACAUUGCCAAACAGAUGGUUUUGUGUCAAAGUAUUUUCAGAUCUCAGCGAGAAUACAGAAACACUCAUGUAACUUUCAAACUAAAUGUAUUUUCAUGAUGUAAGAUUUGCUAUAUCUAUAAAUACAUCUAAUGUUCCAACUAAAUAAAUUUACUAUCAAAAGUA